Nothobranchius furzeri (turquoise killifish) is the source of this 631-nucleotide messenger RNA. It is a transcript of the gene tomm5, whose product is annotated as translocase of outer mitochondrial membrane 5 homolog (yeast). Gene Ontology annotation, cellular component: mitochondrial outer membrane translocase complex. The record is from RefSeq and is a predicted model, not a curated record. Lineage: Eukaryota; Metazoa; Chordata; Actinopteri; Cyprinodontiformes; Nothobranchiidae.
CUCUGUUGUUACGUGUUUCCGUUUAAAAUCCCCAUGUGAUCGAUGUUCAGGUGAAGACGAAGGCUUUUUGCAGAACAGCAGGGAUUGUCGAGUAAAACCACAACUAAAAUGUUUAAACUUGAAGGACUUGGACCUAAAAUGGAUCCAGAGGAGAUGAAGAAGAAAAUGAGAGAAGAUGUAGUAUCCUCUCUGCGGAACUUUCUUCUCUACAUCGCUCUGCUCAGAGCCACUCCGUACGUCUUAAAGAAGUUGGACAGCAUAUGAGGCGAGCGUCUGCUCUUCCAUGCUCCAUCCCUCCAUCCUCUUGAGAGAUUCCUGCCCCAGAGACGGCGAGGAGGACAUCCUGUCGCCACCAGCUCGGCCUGAUUUUAAGCAUCACUCUGGAAAGUCACCGGUGGUUUUAUUCUUUCACUUCAACAGAGAGUCUAGCUGCUCUCGGUCUCAGUUUUCCUCCAACAUGUUAUCGUUUUUAUAGUUCUAAAACCUUUGUUGAACCUAGUUUUCUUUUACCAUCAUGUCUGUCUCCUAGGAUUUACAAAUAAAAAAACAUAUUGUCGAUGGUUUAAAAGUAUGAAUUUUGUCACCUUAUUCAACUUAAAUGCACUAAAUUAAAUGUCAGUCUUUGUCUUUA